Exophiala viscosa is the source of this 1456-nucleotide messenger RNA. RefSeq names its product carbon-nitrogen hydrolase. The transcript is spliced from 2 exons. The record is from RefSeq and is a predicted model, not a curated record. Bases 146 to 1117 code for a protein of 323 amino acids. Gene Ontology annotation, molecular function: beta-ureidopropionase activity. Lineage: Eukaryota; Fungi; Ascomycota; Eurotiomycetes; Chaetothyriales; Herpotrichiellaceae.
AAACUGCGGCAAGUACUCCCCCGUAUGGUUCAGCCUCGUACAGCCUCGUCGUGCCUCAUCUUGGUAGCGGGGAUGACCGGCUACGCCUCCGAAGACUUCACAACGGUGCUCAAAUGCCUUUGUAAAUCAAUCGCGGACCCGAAAAAUGGCGACAUCUUAUGAGUCUUUCGCUCAGACAUUCAAGGCAGCCUUGAUCCAGCUUCAUCCGAAACCACUGGAUCCCGAACACAACUUCAACGCAGCAGCAAACUACAUCCGUGAUGCAGCCGAGCAGGGCGCUUCGCUGGCUGUACUUCCAGAAUACCAUCUGACUGGCUGGUACCCCGAGGACAGCCAAUUUGCCAUUCUAGCUCAAACCGCCUACCAAUACGUGUCCAAGUACCAGGAACUAGCAAGCGAGUUGAAGAUCAACAUCGCUCCCGGCACCAUUGUAACAGUCGACCCUCACUCUCCUCCUCCAGGGGCUAGCAAUGGUACAACGUCAUCCGCUAAGUCACCCUCACUUCUCAACAUUGCUCCCUUCAUCUCCUACACCGGCGAACUCCUGGGAAGCUAUACCAAAGCCAAUCUGUGGCUCCCGGAGCGCAACGUCCUCACAUCGGGGCCUAACCACCAGCCGGUGUCGAGCGAGGGCCCUCCGACAACACCAUCGAAUCCGCACUCUGUGAUUGAAACGCCGUUGGGUCCAGUCGGCAUCGUUAUCUGCUGGGAUCUGGCUUUCCCAGAAGCAUUCCGUGCACUUGUCAGACAGGGUGCUCGCUUGAUCAUCAUUCCUACCUAUUGGACACGAGACGACUUGACGCCGGAGGCUCGCAGGUAUGGGCCUGACGUUGACAUUAUGUUCUUGAAGAAUGCCCUCGUCACGCGAGCGUUUGAGAAUACUUGUGCCAUCUUGUUCUGCAACGUUGGAGGUCCCGCUGAGGAAGGCUAUGCCGGUUUGAGUCGAGCAGUGCUACCACUAGUUGGCCCUGUCGAGGGUGGUUUCGAUGAUGGCACUCCAGGAAUGCGUAUAGUUGAAGUGGAUAUGAAGACGGUCGAUAUUGCUGAGGAGAACUACAAGAUCAGGGAAGAUUUGGCGUCAGACAGCUGGCACUAUGGAUAUAGCCACGAUAAGUGACGAGCAACAAAGGUCUUGCACAUUGAACGUCUGAGUCCUGAAAUUACUGGCUACCAUGACAUUCACUUCUAUCAUCCGCGCCUUCCCUGAGAGGCCCCAGACUACUGCCAGAGUAAACCAUGAGCCGCGCUAGCAUCACGCUAGAUGAUGUCCCUACUAGAGACAAGCUCGAAACUCGAUAUCUCGUGUUGUCGCUACCUGAUAGCUAAUGAUGACACUCCUACACGCCUCCCCACACAUACCAUGCUUGUUGUUCAUUCUAGGCUGACAUACAUUCAUUCGUCUGAGUCAUUGAGCAGCGCAUCGAAGCGGUUGCUCAGCGGUAUUCCAUCUUCCUUG